Messenger RNA from Micropterus salmoides (largemouth bass), 2180 nucleotides. RefSeq names its product GULP PTB domain containing engulfment adaptor 1a (gene gulp1a). The transcript is spliced from 13 exons. The record is from RefSeq and is a predicted model, not a curated record. The coding region runs from base 286 to 1425 and encodes 379 amino acids. NCBI's taxonomy places the organism in Eukaryota, Metazoa, Chordata, Actinopteri, Centrarchiformes, Centrarchidae.
AGGAGGAGAGCGAAGGAGCCUGCCGCCGCCGCCGCUGCUGCUGCUGCUGCUGCUGGAUGUGGACCUGUCUGCGGAGCGCCGUGGACCGCGUACGUGGGCUCUUUUUUCCCCCCUACGGGACUGUUCGGACUUCUUCUCGUUCCAGCAAGAUGCUGCGCUAAUGAGCACCCAUCAGCCUUUAGAUGAGUGAGGCACAACAAAGAAACCUGAACAUCAGCAGCCCACAGUAACAGUGGAAUAUUGGCAGAUACUCAGGAGGGACCUCGGAGACGCACAUUUUCCACUAUGAACCGCGCCUUCAACAGGAAAAAAGAUAAAUCAUGGAUGCACACCCCGGAGGCACUGGCCAAGCAUUACAUACCCUACAAUGUCAAGUUCCUUGGAAACACAGAGGUUGAAGCCCCAAAAGGCACAGAGGUUGUAAAGGAUGCAGUCAGAAAGCUAAAGUUUCAGAGACAUAUCAAGAAGUCAGAGGGACAGAAGACCCCCAAAGUAGAAUUGCAGAUCUCCAUUUACGGCGUGAAGAUACUAGAUCUAAAGACAAAAGAUGUACAGCAUAACUGUCAGUUACACAGGAUAUCCUUCUGUGCAGACGACAAAACAGAUAAAAGGAUAUUUACUUUUAUCUGCAAAGACUCGGAGUCCAACAAACACCUCUGCUAUGUGUUUGACAGUGAAAAGUGUGCAGAAGAGAUAACUCUAACCAUCGGUCAGGCCUUCGACUUGGCCUACAAGAAGUUCCUGGAGUCCGGAGGUAAAGACGUGGAAACCAGGAAACAGAUUGGGAGCCUUCAGAAAAGAAUUCAAGAACUGGAAACAGAAAACUCGGAGCUCAAGCAGCAGCUUCAAGAUCUUGAAGAACAGCUGAUGAUAGCUCAUGUCCCACCACCGCUGCACAUUAACGCAGCUAAUGAAGCGUACAUGCUGCAGAGGCCCUCCUCUCUCUUCUGGUGUCACAGCAUCAAGUCGCUCUCCUGUCUGGAAAUCUCCUCUGUCACGCUCACUCCUAUGAGCUCGCCGGAGUCCAACUUGUCCGCCGGGCUACUAACUCCUCCGCCUGCCAAACCCGCUCUCCUUCCUCCUAAGCCUACCGAGGGAUGCAGCAUCCCACGGCCUCGCGCAGGGAGUAUCUCCACGAAGCUACAGUCUACAGAUGUUUUCGACAUGGUUCCCUUCUCCCCUGUGACACCGCUGGUCCCCACACUGUCCAGCAACGGCUGUCCACCACCCCCACCGACCACAUUACCACCAGAUAUAAGGAAAGACCUGUUUGGCGCUGAGCCGUUUGAUCCGUUCACCUGCGGGGCAGCUGACUUCCCUCCAGAUAUUCAGUCAAAGCUGGAUGAGAUGCAGGAGGGGUUCAAAAUGGGACUAACCUUAGAGGGCACCAUCUUCUCUCUGGACCCGCUAGACAGCCGCUGCUGAUGCCAAGAAGAUGCUCUUUGUCCCGUACUUUAAACUCGUUUGUAUGAAGAAGUGCCAAAAUCCACUCCACGGUUGAGUCAAGAUGUCACAGUUUUCAUCUUGAGGUUUAUAUGCAUUUGCAUUUAGAUUAGAUUGGUUUUUCGAUAUUUCAAGGUAAACUCAGAUCCAUUGUAGAAAAGAACUAUUUUUGUAACAAAAAACAAACAUAUGGAAGGAGUAGUUUUGAGGUCCUUUGCUUGUACAGGCAAUGAGAGAUGUAAAUAGUUGAAUAUGUCCAAUGGUACACAGAAUUUUCCGAGACAGUUUGUGUGUAUAUGUACCAGAUGAAUUCUGUAUUGUUAACACAUUCCUGUGUAUGCCACAAGCUGGAGAAGAAAAAAAAUGGAAUCUGUAUCAUUAACACAGCUUGUCCAUAACAUCACAUAGCUUAUUUUACUCAGCAUUCAUUCACACAUUAUGUAGUUAAUUAAUCCAGUCAGACUAUUUUUUUUAUAAUUACUGACUUUUCCACCUUUUGUUUUUGACAAUGACUUCUUGUUGUUUGUUGUUUUUUUUUUAUUCACAGGGUUGAAUUUCCAUUUCAGUAUUUACGUGCCAUAUUUUUGUCAUCAUUGUAGUCUCCUCUUUUCUUGCACCAGAAGGCACUUUUGUUGGACAGCCUCUGUCCUAUAUACAGUACUAUUCCCUUUAUUUUCCUUUUUGGUUGCAUUGACUUUGCUGUUACAGUUAUUAAAGAUAAUUUUAAUGCAAAAAAA